AUGAAAAACAAACUUCUAAGUCUCCAUGAACCGUGGCAUUCUGCGCCAAACGUUAUGGUGAAGACAGUUGUGGGUCGAACUGGUUCCCAAGGCCAAUGUACCCAGGUUCGUGUCGAGUUUCUGGAUGACAGUCAUCGGUCAAUUAUUCGGAACGUAAAAGGGCCCAUUCGAGAGGGGGAUAUCUUGACCCUCCUGGAAACUGAACGUGAAGCCAGACGAUUGAGAUGA
Messenger RNA from Opisthorchis viverrini, 228 nucleotides. RefSeq lists its product as hypothetical. The record is from RefSeq and is a predicted model, not a curated record. Gene Ontology annotation, molecular function: structural constituent of ribosome. The transcript is spliced from 2 exons. Gene Ontology annotation, biological process: translation; ribosomal small subunit assembly; maturation of SSU-rRNA. Lineage: Eukaryota; Metazoa; Platyhelminthes; Trematoda; Opisthorchiida; Opisthorchiidae. The coding region runs from base 1 to 228 and encodes 75 amino acids. Gene Ontology annotation, cellular component: ribosome; cytosolic small ribosomal subunit.